This is a messenger RNA of Gossypium arboreum, 2905 nucleotides long. Its product is annotated as receptor-like protein kinase FERONIA. Gene Ontology annotation, molecular function: transmembrane receptor protein tyrosine kinase activity; ATP binding. The record is from RefSeq and is a predicted model, not a curated record. The transcript has a single exon. Gene Ontology annotation, cellular component: plasma membrane; plasmodesma. NCBI's taxonomy places the organism in Eukaryota, Viridiplantae, Streptophyta, Magnoliopsida, Malvales, Malvaceae. Bases 157 to 2703 code for a protein of 848 amino acids. Gene Ontology annotation, biological process: protein autophosphorylation.
CACAGGGAGAAGACUCUUAAUGCUAGGCUGUUAUUAGUUUGAACUUUCAACCUGUGGAAUUAAAGUACAUGCAUAUGGUUAUAUUUGCUACUUAAUGGUGCAAGUUUCUAGGCUUCUUUCUUGUCUACACAGAGUGGAGAGUCCUCAGCUUCGGCUAUGUCUAAGAAGAACCAAAUCAUGGCCAGAAGCCGAAUGCCCUCUAUGUUUGGUAUGUUGUUGUCUUUCUGCAGUUUCUUGUUUAUAACACAUAAUAAUAGUUUGGUGGCUAUCUCUGUUGAGGUAGCAUCUUCUUAUGAGCCCACAGAUAUCUUAAUCCUAGAUUGUUCCUCAUCUGAUAUACCAUUCCUUAUAGAAAGAGAUGAUAUCGGUUCCUUUCACGUUCCUAGAACUAAUUUCUCUGUCGUCUCGAAAUAUUAUGCCUUGGCACCUGUUUAUCGUCAAAAACCGCAACUUUGCAUCCACAAAAAACCAUUCACAUAUACCUUUCUUGUAUCUUCAGGUCCCAAGUUCAUUCGACUUCAUUUCAAUCCAUUCUCAUUUUCAGGCUUUCAUAUGUCCAAAGCAUUGUUCUCUGUCAGUGCUGCUCACUUCACUCUUCUUAAAACAUCCAAUGCUUCAUAUUCUAAACUUCAGUUACAUGAUAGUUACACUGUGAAGGAAUUUUGUAUCAAUGUCGAUGAUGGGGUGCUAAAUGUAACAUUCACCCCAUCACCGGAUGUUUCUGAUGCAUUCGCAUUUGUGAACAAGAUUGAGGUUAUCUCGAUGCCUUCAAAUCUUUACAUCCAACAAGCUGUUUCGCUGCCCUUGAUUGGACAAGCUUCUUCGUAUUAUAUCAAGAAUUCGAAAGCGCUUGAGAUGAUGCACCGAUUGAACAUAGGUGGAGAGUUCAUUCCUGCACUGGAAGAUACUGGCAUGUUUCGCGAAUGGAUACCCGAUGCAAGUUUUUUGACAACUGAUGGAAGUAACUCGGGUAUCGUCAUCUCAGAUGUUCAAAUAAAGCAAAGUUCCAGAAUACCAGCAUAUGUUGGUCCUAAGCAAGUUUAUGCUACCGCCAGGACAGUCUUUGCUGAUGGAAGUAAUCAAAGUAGAGCUACAUGGUUACUGCCUGUUGACUCUGGUUUUUAUUACCUUGUUAGACUCCAUUUUUGUGAGAUCUCAAAUGAGGCUAAGGGUGUUGGUUACAGAGUUUUCCAUGUCUAUAUUAAGGAUCAAACUGCUGAAGAUCAGGCAGAUAUAUUUCUCUGGAGCCAUGGCGCAGGUAUUCCGGUUUAUAGAGAUUACAUAGUAAAUUUUUCAGAACAUACCAAAAGGAGAAAAAAUCUGUCACUUUUAAUACGUAAUGGAAAUGGUUCAAUCAGGACAUUCAAGCCAGCGAUCUUAAACGGGUUAGAAAUUUUCAAGUUGUCCGAUUCCAACAACAGUCUUGCCGGACCAUUUUCAUUUGGAAUGGGAAAGUACUCAAAUCCAUGGAGAAAAGAAGGUGCAAGUUAUAAAGCUCUCAAAAUUUGCGUCCAAAUCAUGAGUUGCAUUCUUUUAUUAUUUUGUCUACCUACUCUUUGGCAAAUAGUAGCUGCAAUUGAUUGGAAAGGGCAGAGAAAAGCUUUCAUGAAGUCUCAAUCAUCUGACCAUUGCCAGAACUUUACAUUUGAUGAGGUAAAGCUAGCCACCAACAACUUCUCUGAUGCUUUACUUCUUGGAGCUGGAGGUUAUGGGAAAGUUUACAAGGGAUCCAUUAAUGGUGGCACCAAUCUUGUUGCAAUAAAACGAGCCAAUCCAUGUUCUCACCAAGGACUAAAUGAGUUCCAGACAGAAAUUUUUCUGCUAUCACAGCUCCGUCACAGCCACGUAGUCUCUUUGAUCGGAUGCUGCAAGGAAAGAAAAGAAAUGAUACUCGUUUACGAUUAUAUGGCGAACGGCACCUUACGUGAUCAUCUAUACAAGAUGAAGAAGCCUCCACUUUCCUGGACGCGAAGGCUCACAAUCUGUAUUGGUGCAGCUCGAGGGUUGCAUUACCUUCAUACAGGUUCGAAGCAUAGCAUUAUACACCGUGAUGUGAAGAGUACUAAUAUCCUGUUAGAUCAGAAUUGGGUGGCCAAGAUUUCAGAUUUUGGACUAUCAAAAAUUGGCCCCAACAUGCUAACCCAGUCGAACACGCAUGUUACUACACUGGUGAAGGGAAGCUUUGGGUACUUGGAUCCAGAGUAUUACAAGCGUCAGAAAUUAACUGAGAAAUCAGAUGUGUACUCCUUUGGGGUAGUGUUGUUUGAGGUAUUGUCUGCCAGACCUGCUGUUCUACAACUGACAGAAAACAUGGAGGAAGAGCAGGAGAAGGUAAAUUUGGCUGAGUGGGUCAUGCAUUGUUACCAAUCAGGGAGGGUUGAUCAAAUCAUUGGCCCGUAUCUACAAGGAAAAAUAGAUCCAACAAGUCUGAGAACAUUCACAGACAUAGCAAGGAAAUGUUUGGGUGAGAAGGGCAGUGAAAGGCCAACGAUGGGUGAGGUGUUGUGGAAUUUGGAGCAGGCAUGGCUGCAGCAGCAGGAGAGUGAUUGUUUCCAAAAUGAUGGCAACUACGGCGUAGCUGACAGGACAACAGCUAAUGGAUUAUCUGUAAUCGUAGACGUUGAUGGAGUACCUCUGCAUGGUGCUUCAGAUCCCACCCCAGGAGUAGAGUUCUCCGAGAUCAUAGCCCCGAUCGGGCGCUGAAGAAUCCCAAGGUUUCGGCAGUAAGGUCUGAAUUGUCUUCCUAGUCCUAGGACUUGAUUAGUAAACUAAUGGCCUUUAGAUUCAGUGGAACUUCAAUUACAAGUGACAAUUCAACAGAGGAGGCUAGUGAAUGCAUUGAUACUUAAUAUUUAAAUAAUUAAAAUUUAAAAUUUUAUGAAAGAACAAAUAACAUUAUUUAAAA